AUGGCUGCGCUUGUCCGAUCCAGCACGAGCCAGGCCGAGAGCAAUGGCGGCGAGCGCCAAGCUUGCGGCCCUGGCUGUGCUCGUCGUGCUGAAACCCCGGCGGUGAUGACUGUGAACGGGUUCCAGCGCGGCGAGACCGGCGGCAGGCCGUCGGAGUGCGACGGCAAGUACCACGACGACCGCCUGAUGCUGGCGGCGCUGUCCACGCGGUGGUACGCGGGGGGCAGCCGGUGCUUCCAGAAGAUCCGCAUCACGAGCGCGCAGACCGGACGCGCCGUGCUCGCGCAGGUCGUGGACGAGUGCGACACCGGCCACGGCUGCCGGGACAACAUCGUCGACACGUCCAAGGCCGUCUGGGCGGCGCUCGGGAUCGACACCAACGUCGGCGAGGUUCCCGUCACCUGGUCCGAUGCCUGA
This is a messenger RNA of Panicum virgatum (switchgrass), 417 nucleotides long. RefSeq names its product putative ripening-related protein 6. The record is from RefSeq and is a predicted model, not a curated record. Lineage: Eukaryota; Viridiplantae; Streptophyta; Magnoliopsida; Poales; Poaceae. The coding region runs from base 1 to 417 and encodes 138 amino acids. The transcript has 2 exons.